Acanthosepion pharaonis is the source of this 1815-nucleotide messenger RNA. Lineage: Eukaryota; Metazoa; Mollusca; Cephalopoda; Sepiida; Sepiidae. The record is from the annotation of a GenBank genome assembly.
AUGUUAUCUCUCUCUAUCUCUCUCUAUCUCUAUCUCUCUCUCUCUCUCUCUCUCUCUCUCUCUCUAUCUCUCUCUCUAUCUCUCUCUCUCUCUCUCUAUAUCUCUCUCUCUCUAUAUCUCUCUCUCUAUAUCUCUCUCUCUAUAUCUCUCUCUAUAUCUCUAUCUCUCUCUCUAUAUCUCUCUAUAUCUCUCUCUCUCUCUCUAUAUCUCUCUCUCUCUCUCUCUAUAUCUCUCUCUCUAUCUCUAUAUCUCUCUCUCUAUCUCUAUAUCUCUCUCUCUAUCAUAGAGGAUAGACCUUUCUGCACUGCUUGCCUCCAUGAUGAUCAUUUGAUGGUUAUUGCUUCUCACAUAUCUGAAAUGUCUAGUUAUGUUGGGUGUAUUGUCUCUUUGGACUGCGGGGACACAUUGGGCAAUUAUCAAGGACAAGUCAAGUCUGUUAAUGAUAACAGCCAAACAAUCACAAUUGAUAAAUGCUAUCGAAAUGGUAUUGCAUAUGAAUUACCAGAGAUUACAGUCAAUGCCAGGGAUAUCAGAGAACUGUCCAUUAUUAAAUCAGCUGAAGAUGCCCAAGACAUUAUUUCAAUUCAGUCAACUCCUUCAAAAUUCACUAAAGAGCAAAUGGAAGCUAUUUGUGGUGGAACAGCCUCUCCCGUUAAAGUGGUGAGCUGUUCAGAUUACUGUUAUAAUCAGACACGAACCCCUUCCAAAGAGAAAAACUCUUACUGGACCAAUAACAGCAGCAACCAUAGACGUACACCCACCAAUAAAGAUGAGCAGAUGAAACAACGACGGAAUUCAGCCUCUGAAACUCGAAAGAAAGCAACACCAUCGCGGAAAAUAGAUUGCCGUCGAAAACUGAUGAACCGUGAAGAUUGUUUCAGUGCUCCUUCUGAGUCCUUCCUUAAGGAAUUUGAUUUUGAGAAGAACUUGGCACUUUUUGAUAAAAAAGCAUUCUUUCAGGAAAUGGAAAACUCAUUGCCAGAGGUGAUACGAGCCAAUGAUAGAAAACAGCCUUCAAAAUAUCGACACGAUGAAAAUAUCCUAGAGUCUGGUCCUGUUGUUCUAUGUAAGAUAAAAGUACCUUGUUUUUCAGACAAGGAAUAUGUUACUGAUUCUGGUCUUAUUGUUCCUUGUAUUUCUUAUGAUUUACGAUCACGUUUAUUCUCUACUGCUGAAGAAUUUGGGUUUUCCAAGUCGAGACGCUUGGAGACUGUUGGCAGAUCAACCACUGAAAUGAUAUUACAACUUGUUGGAGGCAGCCACAGGUUAAAUCCCAAGAAUGACCACCAGUUGCCUACAAUUGUGGCUCUUUGUGGUCCUCACAUUCAAGGAGCUCAGGGAAUUACCUGUGCUCGUCUUUUAGCCAAUCAUAAUGUAAAAACUUUUGUCUAUGUGCCAAACUUUGUGAAAAUGGACCAUUAUGUUGAAGAAGAAUUAUUAUUAUAUGAUCUCACUGAUGGGCAGAAAACUUCUUGUGCUCGAGAUUUACCAAAAGGAACUGUUGAUAUAAUCAUUAAUGCUUUGGACAAUCAUGAGAACAUGGUUCUCAGGGACCAAUCAUGGUAUAGGACCUUGGUAGAGUGGGCCAACAACAGCAAAGCCCCAGUCUUGGCUAUUGACCCUCCACAGCAAGGGAGUCUAAUUCAAGCCAAAUGGUGCCUCAGUCUGUGUCUUCCACUCAACCUCAGGGAACAAUGUGGACAGGUGUAUCUGUGUGAUCUCGGAUUACCACGUCAGGUUAUGGCCCAAGUGGGCAUCACAUACUCUUCUCCUUUUGGGCAUAAGUUCCUUAUUCCACUUCAUACUAAGAGCUAG